Molecule: messenger RNA, 1113 nt
Organism: Oppiella nova
Lineage: Eukaryota; Metazoa; Arthropoda; Arachnida; Sarcoptiformes; Oppiidae
Source: the annotation of a GenBank genome assembly
AUGAAUGCACAGAAUCUCUAUUAUCCACAGUUGUGUUCAUAUGAGAGGACAUACUCCCAGAAACUCAAGUAUGACAUAUACUUCCACAACAAGACCACUCCCGUGGAGGCAAUUAUCCACAAAGUCUUCAUCAAUGAGUCGCGAUGUAAUGGAGAUCUUGAAUUGGUUUCAGUCGGAUAUAUAGAGAAAAGUGUCAAUUCGUUAUCUGGAUUAUCAUUUCUAGAGGUACUGGAGGGGCAUAAUGAAUAUCCCGAGGCGUGCUGUUCAGUGGACGGCAUAACUCAACAAAUUGGACCCAAACUUAUGAUUUUGGCCAAAAUCGAUCCUCAAGUUGUGUCAAAACUUUUCUUUAAAUAUAAUACCGAAAAACUGGUGGAGAUUUUCAAGAGCCGAUACAGUGCUGAUUGUAUGGACUGCGCUUAUUUGACAUAUACACCCGGAUUAUUAGAUAGGCACCUCAUCAUUGAACGAUAUUCAAGCUCAUUGCUACCGACACAAUCCGUAAAGGAGUCAUACGUCGAGCACUUAGAAGAGUGUGAAUACUUAUCGUCGCCUAUCAUGAAGAUAACGGACACACAAAAUAAUAUAACAAAACAGGAUUCAUGUGAUCAUAUCGAUAUCAUUGACAGAUAUAAGGCUCGUAUCGAUACGUUUCAAGUCUUUACAUCUGAUAAUGUCUCACAUGUUAUAUCCGUUCAAAUACUCUACGAUAAGACCAUUCGUAGAAAUGGCAGUACUGAAGAAAUCAUAAUCGGUGUCGUGACGAGUGCACCGGCAGAUCUGAUAGGGGCCGCCUAUUUACGUAUCGCUGAUAUACCUAAUUUCAAUGAGUUUGCCUGUACUACAGACCCGGGUGUUACUAAACUGAUCGGAACCACAGAAAGGAUAUUCGCGAAUCUUAAUGUGGAAAAUCUGUUAUCAGUUUUGGAUUUGGAGUCAAUUAUAGUGAAAAUCAGAAGCAAUCGUAUUGUCGACUGUUUGGGUUAUGUUAACAUUCAGUACAGUCCAGGCCUAAUGUCCACUCAAUCACCCAUUCAAUCAUAUAAGACGCUAAACAAUGAGAAAAAUCUUAACAAAUCAACUCAUCCUGGGAAUCAGACAAAAGAGAUAUGA